AUGGGGCGUCACAGGUAUCGAGGAAAUGUGGACUCGGACGACUCGGACUCAAGUGACGAUGAGCCACGGCCCAAAAGGUCCACGCCUGGGGUCUCCACUACAGUAAAUUCACCCCCAGUUUCGGCCGAAUCCGCUAGAAUCGCGAGACUUGAGCAACUCGUGGAAAACUUGAAUCGACGUUUGCUAAACCGCAAUUUUGAGCACACAUCAGGACAAGUUGGCAUUAAAAGUGACUUGAUUCCUGAAUUCGCUCCAGGAAACCCCAAUUUUAGUACCACUAAGUGGUUGCAUAAAAUUGACCAGUUGGCUCUCGUGAACGGUUGGGACGAACGUACAACGAUUUACGGCAUGAUAAGUCGACUCAAGGGGUUGGCCAAGGAGUGGUACGACAAUCUCGAUCCCUCAGCAUACGACCGGAGCUGGGAUGAAUGGAAACGUUUGUUACAAGCCACCUUCCCCGAUCACCACGAUUAUGCUUCCACACUUCGUAAGCUAGUGAAUAGGGUGAAGGAAGAUGGUGAAACCUGGGCACAAUAUUAUUUUGGGAAAUUAAAUCUGUUGCAGGCUUGUGACAUAACAGGAACGAAUGCAGUCUCCUGUCUUAUUGAUGGAAUGACUGACGUGACUCUCAGAAAUGGGGCUAGAGCAGGGCGUUACGUUACACCCGAAAGCUUGUACGCUGAGUAUUUGUCGACUCUGAGAUCCGAAGGUGACAAGCGGGAUACGCUCGCAAAGCAGGCGCCUCGGGAAAGGAGGAGGUUCCUUCCAAGUCGAGUCGAAGCACAAAAACUGUAUUCGUCAGUUCGGUGUUACAAUUGUCGUAAUCGAGGACAUGUUGCGACAAAGUGCCCGAAACCAAGAAUUGAGUGCAAGAAAUGUGGUCGCAUUGGACAUGUGGAUGCUGAGUGCCGACGUGGUAACUUAGUAAAAGAAAACAUGUCUAAGCAGGCACUAACGACAAGUGUAGCUGACGCAAGUAAUAAUAAGAAUUAUUACAUAGACAUUAAGGUCAAUGGUAAGCCGACGCGAGCUUACAUUGACUCAGGAGCUGAACCGGUCCUUGUCAAGCAAAGUGUUGCUAGAGAAUUGGGACUGAUGUGGCAGCCAAGUUUACAUUUGAUUCGUGGUUAUGGCCAGGGAAUCACCAAAGUGCAUGGGGAAGUCGAAGUAGAGCUAGAAGUGGAUCUUGUCAAGGCAAACGUAAAAGCUUUGAUCGUCGAAGACAGUGCACAACGUGUGCCUGUCAUAGUGGGACAGACCUUCCUUAAUGCGGGUGCUAAUACGAUUAUAGCAAAUGAGGAAGCUGUGAGAGUAGUUGACGGAAACAACGAAUCGAUCCAAGCAUUUCUAGGCCAACUUCCGACACGAAAAGUUGCACUUUGGGCGGAAGAGGAAACAGUGAUCCCUCCUCAAUCCAUUGGUUGCAUACGAAUCAAGGCAAAAGACGAUGGGUGGAAAGGAGCUUAUUACGUUGAAGGGUGUCAACGUCCGAGACCAGGGUUCGAACACGUUGUUCAUCGGUGUGUCACAUGUGAUGGAGGCCUAGUGACCGUUCGCAAUCUAUCGCACCAAGAUCUGGUAUAUCGAAAGGCGCAAAUCGUUGCGAGAGCUGAGCCUUGCGAGCAGGAAAGGACAGCUACGACGGUGAGUGUGUUUUCUGUGGGGAAGGUUGAGGUAAAGAGUUUUCAACGGUGGGAACUUCUUACACAAGUCAAUAAGAAUCUAGACCCGGCUCAGUUCGAGCAAUUGUUACAACUCGUUAACGAAUUUCGAGAUUGUUUUGCACGAAAUGUAGCGGAAAUAGUUUAUCGUCCUUAUCGGUUAUCGCAUCACGAAAGAAGAAUUGUUCGAGAUAUAGUAAAUGACUUGUUAGGUAGCGGAGUCAUACGAGAAUCAGACUCGCCAUAUUCGAGUCCCAUACUGUUGGUGCGGAAGAAAGAUGGGCAACACCGUAUGUGUGUUGACUAUCGGCAAUUAAAUUCGAAAACAAUCAAAGAUCGCUUUCCGUUACCACGAGUAGACGAACAUUUGGAUAAACUAAACGGUGCAAAGUUUUUCACCACACUAGAUCUCGCGAGUGGGUACUAUCAGAUCCCAAUGGCCACCGAAUCGAUUCCAAAGACAGCAUUUGUUACGCCUGAUGGGCAUUACGAGUUUGUCCGCAUGCCUUUUGGUCUAGCCAACGCUCCGGCAGUGUUUCAGCGAGCUAUGAAUAAGGUGUUGGGUCCAUUACGGUUUCAGACCGCUUUUUGUUACAUAGAUGAUCUUCUGAUACCUUCCAAAGACUUUGAAACAGGUCUUAACAAUUUACGAACGGUGUUUCAAUUGCUUCGACAGUUCGGAUUGACUCUAAAGCUGAGUAAAUGUUGCUUCUUUGGAAGUCAAAUAGAGUAUUUAGGGCAUGAGAUCAGUGCGGAAGGCAUUAAGCCAGGCGAGACAAAAAUCAAAGCGGUGACAGCUUUUCCCAAACCAACAGACGUACACAAACUUAGGCAAUUCUUAGGUUUGUGUGGGUACUUUCGAAAAAAGGCAGUGCAUUUGUUUGGGAAGAAGCACAAGAGCGGGCUUUUCAGACUUUAAAAGACAUCUUGACGAGCAGACCAGUUCUUGCAAUUUACGACGCGGAAGCUGAAACGGAGUUACACACUGACGCUUCUAAAGUUGGAAUUGGUGGCAUUCUGUUGCAACGACAAGGUAAUGGAUCUUUGCGUCCAGUUAUGUUUUUCAGCCGACAGACGACCAAAGAGGAACAAAGGUACCACUCGUACGAGCUAGAAACGCUAGCGGUGGUCUGUUCUCUCAAACAUUAUCGAGUAUACUUGUUGGGGCUUCAAUUCAAGGUGAUCACAGACUGUAAUGCUUUACGAACAACCCUUACCAAGAGAGAUUUGAUUCCACGAAUUGGGAGAUGGUGGUUGUUGACUUCUGAGUUCGACUUUACUGUAGAAUACAGACCUGGCAGUAAAAUGAGUCACGUUGACGCUUUGAGUAGAAAUCCGGUAUUAGAUCCUUCGGAGCCUUCAGUGGAAGUCUUGCAUAUUAAUGUUAACGAUGAUGAUUGGAUUUUAGCUGUUCAAAUGAAGGAUGCGAGAUGCGCAUUGUUGAAGGAAAUAUUGGAAAAAUCACCGACGAACGCUGAAGAGCGUGCCAUUCACAAAGAGUAUAAACUAAAAGAUGGUCGAGUAUUCAAACAGACUGAGUCAGGAUUAAAAUGGGUCGUACCAAAAGCGGUAAGACGCCAGAUUUUAUUAGCACACCACGAUGGAAUUGGCCAUUUAUCGAAUGAGAAAACUUUGGCAUCUGUGUCGAAAUCUUAUUGGUUUCCUUCAAUGCGGAGGUAUGUUCAUAAAUAUAUUUCUAGCUGCUUGGAGUGUCUCUACAAUAAGGAAGCCGGAGGAAAGCAGCCAGGAUUUUUGAAUCCCAUACCUAAGAAUUCGCAACCAUUUGACACAUUGCACAUGGAUCAUUUGGGACCAUUUGUAAAGAGCAAAUCACAUAAUUCUUAUCUUUUAGCUAUUAUCGAUGCAUUUACUAAAUUUGUCUUUCUCAGGGCCGUGCCUAAUACUAAGGUGGGCCCUGUUUUAUCAUUUUUAGCUUCUCUUACAGGAAUGUUUGGUGUACCUAAACGUAUAAUAGCCGAUCGUGGGGCUUGUUUUUCUAGCAAAAAGUUUAAGACACAUUGUACCGAUUUAAACGUUAAAUUAGUACUAACCGCGACUGCCACACCACGGGCUAAUGGCCAGGUGGAGCGAUUAAAUCGUACGAUUUUAUCUCAGCUUGCUGCUAGCUCGAGAGAAGAAGAGAAAUGGGAUGACUUUGUGAGUAGAAUUAGUUGGGGUAUUAAUUCUACGCCGAAUUCGACUACGGGCAAAAGUCCAUACGAAUUGUUGUUGGGGUAUACACCUCGACAUGCUAAUGACUCAAUCCUCACCAACGUGGUGACAGAGGGUGUUCAUGAUGGCGAUUUGCCACGGACACGAGCAGACGUUGCUCAGCGUGUCGAAAAGGAACAGCAGAAGCAAAAGGAGCGUUAUGACAAGCGACGCUGUGCCCCAAAGAGAUUUAAUGCAGGUGAUCUCGUGUUGGUACGCACCACGCGAGUUUCAAACGAGGGCAAAAGUCGGAAGCUGUUACCUAAAUAUUCGGGACCGUACCGAAUUCAGCAAGUGCUCGACUACGAUAGGUAUGUCGUGACGGACAUGCCGGGGGCGACGCGUUCCCAAAAACGAUAUGAGGGUGUCCAUUCAGUGGACAAAUUGAGACAUUACGUUGUCGCCACGACGAGUGGAGACGAAACAAUGGACGAUGUCAGUGACGAAUGACUGAGUUCGCUGUGAAGCUGAGUGAAGUUCAACGUGAACUCACGAUUUUGGGCCCAAAUGUUGUUUUUAAGCGCUUUACGUUGAAACUCAUGAGUUAAUGAUUUGUUGUUGUUGUUAUUGUUCUUGUUCUUGUUAUUGUUCUUCUACUUAUUCUUGAGGUUACUGAUCUUGUUGGUGUUGGUGUUCUUAUUGUUGUUGUUGUUGGUGUUCUUAUUGUUGUUCUUAAUUAAUUCUCAACGUGAGAAACACGAUUAUGAUUAUUUUCAGAUUCAUUCUCAACGUGAGAAACACGAUUAUGAUUAUUUUCAGAUUCAUUCUCAACGUGAGAAACACGAUUAUGAUUAUUUUCAGGUUGUUUAUAAAUAGUUCUUAAGUGGGACUCGGGCUGUAGAUGAUACUACGGCUCGGAUACAUGGUACUGGUUAAUUACUUGUUUUAGAAACACCGGUGGUUCCCCGAGGACGUGGAACACGGAAGCGUGGCCGACUGUUAAGUGAAGGGGGCGCUGCUGGUGAAAUUGGCGGGAAAUGAUGACGCGUGAGGCGCGUACGGGCAACGCCUAGUUAGUUGGAAGGACACUGUGGCAGUGUCAAUGUCGUUGUUGAAUCUAAUUUGCUAAUAAAUUAGUUUUUGGGUGAA
Messenger RNA from Tribolium castaneum (red flour beetle), 4961 nucleotides. RefSeq lists its product as uncharacterized. NCBI's taxonomy places the organism in Eukaryota, Metazoa, Arthropoda, Insecta, Coleoptera, Tenebrionidae. The transcript has 2 exons. The record is from RefSeq and is a predicted model, not a curated record. Gene Ontology annotation, molecular function: nucleic acid binding; zinc ion binding. The coding region runs from base 1 to 2580 and encodes 859 amino acids.